This is a messenger RNA of Phaedon cochleariae (mustard beetle), 6978 nucleotides long. NCBI's taxonomy places the organism in Eukaryota, Metazoa, Arthropoda, Insecta, Coleoptera, Chrysomelidae. The record is from the annotation of a GenBank genome assembly.
AUGACGACCAAAGAUGACAUCGUUAUUUCCGGGAUAUCUGGUCGUUUUCCGGAAUGUGACAACGUUGAAAAAUUCCAAAAAGCCCUGCUAGAUGGAGUGGACCUAGUGAAAGUCAGUAAUGAACGUUAUCCCGCAGGGUUGUAUGGGACGCCUGAAAGACAAGGAAACAUUCCUGAAAUAGACAAGUUCGACGCUUCAUUUUUUAGGAUCCAUCCUAAACAAGCCAGCUAUAUGGAUCCCCGCCAAAGGAUACUUUUAGAGACUGUGUAUGAGUGUAUUAUAGAUGCUGGUUAUAAUCCAGUUGAAUUAAGAGGGUCCAAAACAGGCGUCUACGUCGGUCUGGCAUCGUUCUCCUCGGUAGAGGCCCUCAGAAAAGAGCCCACCAACGGCUACACCAACCUAGGCCUCAGUCUGGCGUUAGCCUCCAACCGGAUAUCCUACUGCUUCGACUUCAAAGGCCCCAGCUACUCCAUAGACACGGCCUGCUCCAGCAGCAUGUUCGCCUUCACGAAUGCUGUCAAAGACAUUGAGGCAGGAGAGACGGAAAUGGCGGUGGUUUGCGGCGCUCACAUCGUCAUGCAUCCUCACGAGACUCUGGAGUUCCAUAACCUCAAUAUGUUAGCAGCAGACGGCAAAUGCAAGGUCUUCAGCACCGAGAGAGACGGGUAUGUACGAUCAGAAGCAAUCGUGAGCUACUUGCUUCAGAAAGAAAGCAAGAGCAGAAGAAUCUACGCCACUGUGCUCGGAGCCAAAACCAAUUCUGACGGCUACAAGGACGAAGGAAUAACAGUACCAUCUUGCGACGAUCAACUCAGGCUGAUGCAGGAGAUUUACCAAGAACGCGGCGUGAAUCCAGAUGAUGUAACUUACGUUGAAGCCCAUGGGACAGGUACUCCUCUAGGAGAUGUGAACGAAUGCAGCGCUAUAGCUCAAAUGUUUUGUAGCAACAGGAAGGAACAAUUGCCCAUCGGAGCUGUCAAAUCAAACAUGGGGCACUCGGAGAUGGCGUCGGGUUUGUGUUCUUUGACGAAAGCCAUCGUAGCCAUGGAAACCGGGAUCAUUGCUGCCAACUUGAUGACAGGAGAAAUCGACAAGGAAAUACCUGGAAUCAAAGAGAAUAAACUCAAGGUGAUAACAGAAAACACCCCAUUCAAAAGUGGUGUAAUAGCUGUGAAUUCCUUUGGCUUCGGGGGGUGCCAAUGCGCAUGUUAUUGUCAAACCGCACACCAAAGAAAAAGCGGUCUACAACAAGCCCAAACAUCGCUUGGUUCAAGUAUCCGGUAGGACUCCCGAGUCUGUCACUCACUUUUUGAACGAACUCAACAUCAAAUCUGACGACGAGGAACUGUUGGCUCUAGUAGACGAAAUUCACAGAGUGCCCGUUGAAGGGCACAAUUUCAGAGGAUAUGCAGUGUUGGGUGAUACCCCUCAACAAGAAGUGGCAAAGUACGCGAAAGACAGGCCAAUCUUCUUCAUCUACACCGGUAUGGGCUGCCAAUGGCCUGGCAUGGCGAAAGACCUGAUGAGGUUCCCAGCGUUCCGAAACACCUUGCAGCGUUGCGCAGCCGCUUUAGCCCCACACGGAGUGGACUUGAUGGAUAUCGUCACCAACACUUCGCCGAAGACCUUCGACAGCAUCACCAAUUGUUUCUGCGGCAUCGGGGCCAUGGAGAUUGCGCUGACCGACCUGCUAACAUCACUCGGUAUAGUGCCGGAUGGUAUCGCUGGACAUUCUCUCGGAGAAGUAGGUUGCGCCUACGCAGACGGUCAAAUAACAGUAGAACAGGCAGCCCUGCUAGCCUACGCUAGAGGCUACGCCUCCCAAAACUCCCAAAUACCCAAAGGCCAAAUGGCCGCCGUGGGCCUCACCAAAGAGGAGCUCCAGAGCCAGCUGCCUGAAGAAGUAUUCAUAGCCUGUCAAAACAGCAAAACCAGCUUCACAAUCUCCGGCUUGGAAGAACCCACGAAGGCCUUUGUGGCUAAGUUAACGUCCAAAGGAGUGUUCGCGAGGCUAGUGCCCUCGGCUGGCAUAGCCUUCCACACCAAGCACGUUGCCGAGGCUGGGGAGCUGCUGUUGGAGUUCUGCAAAAAGGUAUUGACGGAUCCAAAACCAAGAUCUUCUAAGUGGGUGUCCAGCUCAGUGCCUUCAAACAAGAAGGACCUGCCUUGGACCAAGAUGAACUGCGCUGAGUACCACCACAACAACUUCUGCAGUACUGUGCUGUUCGACCAAGUGUACCAGCACAUACCCGAGAAUGCUAUAGUGGUGGAAGUGGCUCCACACGGUCUGCUCCAAGCCAUCCUCAAAAGGGAGUUGGGCAAAGAAUGUACGAGCAUCAGCUUAGCGAACCGUUUGAAUGAAGAUAACGAGCAGUUUUUUUUAGCUGCUGUCGGAAAGAUUUUCAAUGCUGGUGGUGCACCGAAGCUAAGGAGCCUAUACGACAAGGUAUCAUUUCCAGUCAGUCGGAAAACUGCUAUGUUAGCCCCUAUGGUCAAGUGGGACCACGGUAUAAGUUGGUUCACCCCCUUGUGGAAGAACGAAGAUGGCUUUGGACGGGAAGUGACUGUCAAUUUGUCCAAUGAGAAAUAUUCCUUGUUGUCCGGUCAUAACAUCGAUGGCAGAGUCCUUAUGCCCGCUGUAGGGUAUUUGGAACUUAUCUGGGAGACAGUGGCAGAACUACAACUGAAGAAAAUGGAGGAACUACCGAUAAUUUUCGAGAACGUCAAGUUCAAACGUGCUACGGUACUAGCACACGGAGAAGACGUCAAAUUCCUAGUCAACAUAAUGAAACAAACCGGCAACUUCGAGAUCUUCGAAGGUGGUUCCGUGGUACUGACCGGUACCUUGAGGUGUCCCAAAGACGUCUCCACCCAGUUCUCUUACAACGAAGUAGAUGUCAGCCCCCAAAACAACUACCCUUUAAUGAAACUCGACGAUGUGUAUAAAGAGUGCAAUUUGAGAAGGUAUUUGUACAAAGAUAAGUUCAGGGGUUUGGUGGAGUGUGACAUCCACGGCCACCAGGGGAAGCUAGAGUGGAAAGGAAGUUUUACCAGUUUCCUGGAUACCAUGCUGCAUCUGACCAUAGUCAAAGAAACAUCCAGGGAUACCAUGCUUCCGGUGUCCAUGGGUCAGGUGAUUAUAGAUCCAGUGAAGCAUUUGGAGCUAGUAGGAUCGCAACCAGAGGUCCCAGUGAUAUUCGACCAAGACCUGAACGUGCUCAGAUCAGGUGGAAUUGAGAUAAAUCGUGCAGAAUCCCACAGAGCACCACGUCGCCACCAUACUCAUGAUCAACCCCACUUAGAAACCUUCGAGUUUAUAAGCUACGAGUCUCAACACGAACAGGACUUUGACACUUGUUUGAGGACGGCUCUCCAAAUCGUCAUCCAGAACAAGCUAGGCUUGAAGAAGGAGAUCAGGAUAUGCGAGCUCCUCGAUACCACCAAGAAAGAAACCGUAUUGACGGAGAAGAUCAAAGAAAUUAUAAACUUCCAACCGAUGACUAACGCGCAAUACUCGACAAGUGAACCAGGGGCAAUCACAGGCAACUAUGACGUUAUUGUAGUCAACGAAAACACAGCCAACUGUGAGAGUCUAGCUACUAACUUGACCAGCGAAGGUUUCUUUCUUUACACAGGAAAAACUACCCUAGGGAACGCUUCUUUACAGAUAAUCUUCCAAGGACUGUCUUCUGAAGACAAUGUCUACCUGUUGAGGCCUUACUAUGAGUUCCCUGAGAACUACGCUGUAGUCAACAUCAGAAACUCAGACUUCGAGUGGGUGGACAAACUAAAGAAGCUGGCCAAAAGCGAGGAACCCAAAGUGGUGUACCUGUUCGCUCAAGGCGAUCAAAUCAACGGCAUAAUAGGUCUGGUGAAGUGUCUUCUGACAGAACCCAGCAUAGUGACCUACAGAUCGGUGUUUAUCGAUCAGCAGACCGACAUUUUUUCGAUAGACGACGAGUUCUAUGCGGACCAGCUCAGGAAGAAUUUGACGUUCAACGUGCUGAGGAACAGGAGCUGGGGGACUUUUGUACAUCUGCCUCUGACACCAGUGCCCAAUAGGGACGUGGAGAAUGCUUCCAUCACUGUCUUGACACCUGGGGAUCUGUCCUCGCUCAGAUGGAUAGAGAGACCUCUACAAGAGAAGUCCCACGAGGACUCUGAAUUGGUACACGUCUUCUACUCGGCCUUGAACUUCAAGGACGUCAUGAUAGCUUCGGGCAAGCUCCAAUCCAACGCCACCUUCACCCCCACCGCUCCGGAAGUGACGAUCGGACUCGAGUACGCAGGCGUGACGUCAUCGGGUGCCAGAGUGAUGGGUCUGAUUGGCUACGACGGUUUAAGUCUGCAGGUCCGCUCCGAUCCGGGCUUCUCCUGGAAGAUACCAGACAGCUGGAGCCUGCGCGACGCUGCUACCGUUCCAUGCGUGUACGCCACCUGUUACUAUGCUAUGUUGAUACGAGGUCAAAUGCUACCUGGGGAAUCCAUCCUGAUACAUGCCGGCACGGGUGGUAUAGGCAUGGCAGCCAUUUCCAUAGCACUCAGUAUGGGCUGCAAAGUGUUCACCACUGUCGGAAACCAGGAGAAGAGGGAGUUCAUCAAGAGAUUGUUUCCGGAAUUGGAAGACAAAAAUAUCGGCAACUCCAGGAACAGAUCCUUUGAGAAGAUGAUAAUGUCGAACACAAGAGGGAAAGGCGUAGACCUGGUACUCAACUCCUUAUCGGCAGAUCUCUUCCAGGCGUCCUUGAGGUGCAUCGGAAGACAAGGACGCUUCUUGGAAAUCGGCAAAGUCGAUUUCUUCAACGGCACGCCCAUAGACUCGCACAUGUUCCUCAAGAACUGCAGCUUCCACGGUGUCCUACUGGACGAUCUCUUCGACUGUCACUCUGCCAUCAAACGAAGCGUACAACGUUAUCUAACAGAAGGCAUGAAUUCAGGCGUCGUCAAACCCUUACCAAGCACAGUUUUCGACGAAACCGAAGUGGAAACUGCCUUCAGGUUCCUCUCCUCUGGCAAACACAAGGGCAAAGUCCUCGUGCAGCUCAGAAAAGAAGACCCAGAUACUCUAAAAUCCCCCACGAGAACAAUAGAAGCUAUUCCCAAGGUAUACUUUGACCCCAACAAGUCCUACGUUAUCAUAGGAGGCCUGGGAGGUAUCGGCUUGGAGCUGACCGAUUGGCUGAUCAAAAGAGGAGCCACCAAGAUCCUCCUCAACUCCAAGAGGACUGUGUCGACCGGUCACCAAGCGUACUGCCUGCGAAAAUGGUCCCAACACAAGCAGGUAACCGUCAAGGUCAAUACGGAGGAUACCACACAGCUGGAAGGGGCUACCAGACUCGUCUGCGAGGCUAAGAAGCUGGGACCAGUCGGAGGCGUGUUCAACAUGGCCCUGGCGCUGCGAGACGCCCUGAUGACGAACCAGACGCAGGAUAGCUUCGAGGAAGCCUUCAAGCCGAAGCUGAGAUCCGGCCGGAACCUGGACCUCGCCACCAGGCAGCUGUGCAAGCAGCUGGACCACUUCGUCGUGUUCUCCUCGAUUGCCGCCGGCAGAGGGAACAUCGGACAGUCGAACUACGCCAUGGCCAACUCGGCUUUGGAGAGGCUGUGCGAGCAAAGGAGAGGGGAGGGGCUUCCUGCGGUUGCUGUGCAGUACGGGCCGGUAGGGGAAGUAGGGGUGCUGGCCAGGGUGAUGCAAAACGUCGAGGACAUAAUCGAGUCUUAUGAAAUGGCGCCCCAAAGUACAACUUCGUGUUUUCAAGCAAUGGAAACGAUGAUGCUGAAGGAACAAGCAGUAGGUUCCAGCUCGGUAUUAUCCUUCAAGGAAGCUGAAGGUGCUAACAGCAGCACCAGGAGUGCUGCUGAUGCUGUCGCCCAUAUUCUAGGAGUCAAUAAUAUAGAACUAGUGGAUAAAACGCUUACCCUCCUCCAGCUAGGACUAGACUCCCUGAUGGUAGCAGAAAUAAAACAAACCCUGUACAGACACUACCAACUCGACUACAGCCCCGAUCAGAUUCGAGACCUCACCUUCGACAAACUGAUAGCCUUAAGCGAAGACCCAACAGCCCCAGAAGAAGCACCCACAACCAAUAGCCCCAUCCCAAGCGAAAAUACGUCCCUGACAUACCUGCUGCCAAAAGAGCUUGUAAUCAAAAUCAACGGCAGGAACGGCUACAAGCGCAACAUCUUCAUGUUCCAUCCCAUCGAAGGCAACGUCGACAUUUCGAAGCCCUUGGCAGAGCAGCUGAAGGCGACCGUUUAUGGCCUCCAAGCCACCCGGACCUGCGACUUCGAGACCAUCUCGGAAACGGCGAGGUUCUAUCUGCAGGAGGUUAGGAAUGUCCAGCCCAAAGGUCCGUACUGCUUGUGCGGGUAUUCCUACGGCAGCUUGGUAAGCCUGGAGGUGGGGUUGCAGCUGGAGAAGGCUGGGGAAAAUGUGGAGAUGGUCUCUCUGGAUGGGUCUCCGGAGUAUGUGAGGCACACCUUGGACCAUGGCUUCCAGAGGAUGGGAGGGUCGGUUGAGAAGUCCAAGAUGGCGAUCGUCGGGUCCUUCUUUCAGUUCUUCCAGUCCACCAAGCAAAAUGAGAUAGACGAGAUUCUGAAACGGUCCAGUAGCUGGUCGGACAAACUACAGGGCGUUGGCGAAUUGCUAGCCAAAGAAACCGGCCACGAAGCAUCAGACAUAGCCGCCUCGGCGGACCUUUUCUACAAAAGGUGUCACGCAGGGUUCUAUUACGAGCCGCAGACCACCUUCAAAGGCAGAGUAUUACUGGUCCGGCGGGAAGACAAUCCUUUCUUGAUGUCUGAUAACUACGAUUUGCAAAAGGUAUGUCAGCAGCCCGUCAAAGUCGUGAAGAUACAGGGCGAUCACAAAACGAUUUUACUGGGUGAAAACACCAGGAUAGUAGCCAAUAUUAUUAAUGAUACGUGUUUAUCUAAUUGAAUCUUGUAUGUUUAUUAUGCAGAAAAUAAAUUAUUUUU